Postia placenta MAD-698-R-SB12 is the source of this 1769-nucleotide messenger RNA. RefSeq names its product glycoside hydrolase family 18 protein. The transcript has 10 exons. The record is from RefSeq and is a predicted model, not a curated record. Bases 1 to 1329 code for a protein of 442 amino acids. Gene Ontology annotation, biological process: carbohydrate metabolic process. NCBI's taxonomy places the organism in Eukaryota, Fungi, Basidiomycota, Agaricomycetes, Polyporales, Adustoporiaceae. Gene Ontology annotation, molecular function: hydrolase activity, hydrolyzing O-glycosyl compounds.
AUGGUCUCCGUCUCCCGCCUACUGCUCUCCGCUGUCGCCUUCGCCGCCGCCGGCGUGCUCGCGCUCCCGACGGAGCUCUCGCGCCCCGCGAAACGGGCCCCGUCCGCGCCCUACUGGGUCGAGUACUUCGACGCAUCCGUGUCGGAGGUCACCGGCGUGCCGCCCGUCUCGGACGUCACGGUCUGUCCUACGCACUACUUCCACCCCCGAGGCUGCCCGCUGACCCUUGACACGCGCGCACGCACGCAUAGGGAUACAAUGUGUUGCAAGUGUCGUUCAUCUCGCGUGCACCGCCGUGCCACUGACCCGAGGGCGUGCGCCCGCCCCUCGCCCCACAGCAUCAUUGCAUUCCUGCUCACGGAAGGCGCAUGGGACAAUGCGGAAGGCUGGGCGUCGCUCAGCGCGUCCGACCGGUCGACCCUCAAGUCGCAGUACGCGGCCGCGGGCAUCUCGCUCAUGGUCUCCGUCUUCGGCUCCACGGACACGCCCACGUCGAGCGGCGCGGACCCCACGGACACGGCGAACACGUUCGCGGCGUGGGUGCAGGAGUACGACCUCGACGGCAUCGACGUCGAUUACGAAGACUUUAACGCGUUCGACGCCGGCACGGCCGAGGCGUGGCUCGAGACCUUCACGACGCAGCUGCGCAACCAGCUGCCCGCGAGCGACUACAUCAUCACCCACGCCCCCGUCGCGCCUUGGUUCUCGCCGAACUACUGGACCAACGGCGGAUACAUCCAGGUCGACUCGGAGGUCGGCGACCUGAUCGACUGGUACAACAUCCAGUUCUACAACCAGGGCAGCACCGAGUACACGACGUGCGCCGGGCUCCUGACCAACUCAAGCUCGACGUGGCCCGAGUCCGCGCUGUUCCAGAUCGCCGCGAGCGGCGUGCCGCUCGACAAGCUCGUCAUCGGCAAGCCGGCGACGACGGGCGACGCGAGCACGGGCUACAUGAGCACAUCUACGCUCGCGACGUGCGUCGAGCAGGCGAAGGGCGAGGGCUGGGAAGCACAGGGACUAGGACUGACGCGCGCUCCGCCGGGUGCAGAUGCGGGCGUGAUGGUCUGGGAGGCGGCGCGCGUGCCAUCUCUCAAGGCCCGCGAUCUCAUAUCCUCGCUCGACUGGCUCAACACCCCGCUCUCCCUGCGUCUGCGCACGAUCAUCUUCACCCCGCACGCGCCCGUCAGCGCGCGCUGGAAGGCCCUCAUCCGCACGCUCUUCGCCUUUGCGCUCUUCGCGUGCGUGUGGAUCGCCUGGAUCACGCUCCAGGGCGCCGUGCGCGCGCACCGCCAGGGCCUCGUCUGGGGCGAGCGCCUCAUGAGCUAGCCCCGCCGACGUCAAAGCCAAGCUCUAACCCUUCCGCGUGCUCAGCGCACCCCUUGCCGCCGCCGUCCAGCGCCUCAUGCCCGCCCUUCGCCCGGCCUGCAUGACGCGGUGGGCCCGCGCUGCGGCCACCCGUCAAAGCCACCGCGGCACUGUACAUACACGCUCGCUUAUCUCCGUCUGCCUUCGUCUCCAUUUCUCCUCAUCCCGGAUUCUCGCUCGCAUCGAGACAGACUCGCUCUGCAGCCGCUCGUUACUCUGUACCCAUAUACCAUAUACCCAUAGCCCGCCGCUACCCGCGGGCGGCUUCACAGCACUCGGGCGCGCCGGGACUCGGCCGGGAGCCGUCCCGCAGCGCGUGGAUCGUGGACCACGAAUCGCUGCGCCCGUGGCGGACGCUGCUCCGGUGCAUGUAACCUUAUCGCUGUAAUAUUAAAUAGAGA